Molecule: messenger RNA, 2684 nt
Organism: Argiope bruennichi
Lineage: Eukaryota; Metazoa; Arthropoda; Arachnida; Araneae; Araneidae
Gene: Gycalpha99B
Product: guanylate cyclase soluble subunit alpha-1-like
Exons: 11
Coding region: 36-2186 (716 amino acids)
Biological process (GO): cGMP biosynthetic process; response to oxygen levels
Cellular component (GO): guanylate cyclase complex, soluble
Molecular function (GO): guanylate cyclase activity; heme binding
Source: RefSeq, a predicted model, not a curated record
UCCUUAUUGAGUCUCAUUCGGAUGGUGUGAGACUCAUGAAUGUCUGCAACAAUCAACCGAUCGGCUAUGAUUGCUUUCGAGAAAGCAACAUGGGAAUGGGUUGUCCCUUCCACUGCUCAGGGGACCGGGCUACCUCUACACUUCCCACAUCGAGUAACACGUCUGGAACGCAGGAAACUUCAUGCCGAGAGAGAAUUGGUGAGAAGUCUAAACUCUACAGUCUUUCCGAAGAACACCAGGAUGAAAAUGAACACGAAAAUGAACAUUUGAGCUUAAAGACUCUAGCCACAGCUGUCAGGGUUCUCACUUCUCCCCCGGCGCACUUGUUAUGGAUAAGCUUAAAAGAAAUCCUAGUUGCUAAAGAUCCGGCAUUGUGGGCAGCUAUCAAGCACAAUAUCAAGCUCAAACAUGAGCCCCCUGAGGAAGUUUCAUCGAUACAUGAGUUGGUUUCCCAGGACGAUAAUGAAAUUCUUGACGAAAUCUUUAUCGAGGCAGUGGGAUUCAUCGCUCGUCGAUACGGAACAACUGAAGAGAAAUUGCUGGAGAAAGUUGGCCAUGCAGUUGCUAACAACUGCCUUACUUGGUUUCGGAAAGGUUUAAAAUUUCUCGGGAAUACUGUUGAAGAAAUGUGGCUCAGCGUUGAGAAUGUUCGAGUCGCUGCAGCAGAAGGAGAUACAUCUCUCAGAGUUGAAGCUAUACCAGAUGGGCCAUUGCAAAUUCUACAUCAUCCCCAUAAAAAGUAUUUUGCUCCGGCCAUGAUUGGUAUCAUUCGUGAGACGGCAAAGAAUUUGCAACAGGUAGAUGUUAUGGUCAAUCUUACAUCUGUUGGAGAGGAUUUUUUAUACCAGGUUACUACAGUUUCCACUUCUAAAACCAUGAAUACUGACACGGAGAGAUACAUUGACAAACUCUCCAGGAAUCCUGAUGAUCUUGGAUUGUCCAUUUCCGUCAUGUGCAAAGUAUUUCCGUUUCAUAUCAUUGUGGAUCGAGACAUGAAGAUAGUUCAGCUUGGAAAGGGUCUCUUGCGAAUUUUCAAGUCGAAGCUCGGCGAUGGAGACCGACACUUCAGCUCAUAUUUUGUCAUACAGUCACCCAAGGUCGCAGUUACAUUUGAAGACAUUUCACAGCUGUCCAACGUUUCAUUUGUACUCGUCAUCAAGACAUCUCAUCGAGACAAAGAAACUUUGCAGGGAAUGAAUAUAAAAGGCCAGAUGAUCUUGUGCCCAGAAUCGCAAUGUUUGCUAUUCUUAGGUUCGCCUGUCGUCAAGGGAUUAUCGGGACUAGUUGGGAGAGGGCUUUACAUCUCUGAUAUUCCAGUACAUGAUGCUACGAGGGACAUAAUGCUGGUGGAAGAACAAACCAAAGCCCAGGAUGGAUUGAAAAAGAGAAUGGAUAAGCUUAAAAACUCCAUCCAAGAAGCGAGCCAAGCGGUCGAAGAGGAAAGGCAGAAGAACGUGGAUUUGUUGCAUCUGAUAUUCCCGGCUGAAGUUGCUCGAAAACUUUGGAGAGGUGAAUCCGUGAAAGCUGAACAAAGAGAGAACGUGACCAUGCUGUUUUCCGACAUCGUCGGUUUCACUUCGAUCUGCUCGACUGCAACACCUCUGAUGGUUAUUGAUCUUCUAAACAAUCUCUACACUCGAUUUGAUAACUUCUGUGGAGAGCUGGAUGUUUAUAAAACGGAAACUAUUGGAGACGCAUACUGUGUAGCCGGAGGACUUCAUAGAUCUAGCACUACGCAUGCCCAACAGACUGCAUGGAUGGCUUUGAAAAUGAUAGAAGCAGCUGGACAAGUAACAACACCUGACGGACAACCUGUGAAGAUGCGCAUUGGCCUUCAUACAGGUGUGAUACUUGCUGGGGUUGUGGGAACAAAAAUGCCAAGAUAUUGUCUCUUUGGAAAUGAUGUCACGUUGGCAAAUAAAUUUGAGUCAGGAAGCAUCUCUAUGCGAAUCAAUGUCAGCCCAACAACAUACGAGCUUCUAGAAAAAACCCGUACCUUUCUCUUUACGCCAAGAACCAGAGCUGAUCUCCCAAAAGGAUUUCCAGAGGACAUACGAGGAAUUCCGUACUUUUUGGAUAAUUUUGUUCAUCCUGAAAUACCUCUGGACAAACCGCUUUCGGAUCACAUCGCUGCUGCCAUGAAAGAUAUAGAAGUACAAUCAAAGCCUUCUGUGAACAACAAGUAAUACCACACGAAGGAUCCCGAUAUAUCUCUUCAACAGCUACUUCAAGUAAAAUCCGAAACUCCCACCUUGAUUUUCUUGCCAAAGAGGGCAUUGUAAGGGGGGGGGGGGAAAUACAUGUGAAUUUUUUUUAAAGCAAGCACAAUGCAUAACAGAUUCGGAAAAUGCAGCACCAUCAUUAGUGUCAUACAUUUGAGUUUGUUUUGUGAGGUGCCAAUUAAUGUAGUGUUAUACCAAAAAAAGUGUUAAUGAACUCAAUGUGUUUUGACAUAUAUGUAAAAGUUAUGUAAUCUCAAGCUUCAGGUCUAAGCAACCGAAAUUUUCGUUUGAAAUUUUAUCAAACCUCGAAUAAAAUGAAAUUGGAUCACUAUUGUUUUGCAAAUUUAUAGAUGUUCAGCAUGAAGUUUGUGUAACAUUUAAAAAUAUUGAUUCUCUGUGUAUUGUAUGUUCCGCCAUUUUAUUAUGUAUUGCACACGCACACCAAAAUUUCAUUUAUUGCAA